CGCAGUUUAAUCGACGGAGAGCUAUGAAGAUAGACGGAUAGCUAUGCGUUUAAAUCUUCUGUCAUUACUGAGGUUUACAUUUAUGUAACAAAGUCUGAGGUGUUAAAAGAACCAUGGCGUUCGGGGGCAGGGGUGAUGCGGUCCGGAUGCGGCAGCCUCAGUUUAGCGCCAUGAGACAACCGCCUUUGAUUAGGCAGCUGAGGGGGAUCCUUGCUGAGUACCCGGAUGGAGGACAGAUUCUGAAGGAGUUGAUACAAAACGCAGAGGACGCUGGUGCGCGAGAUGUGAGCAUUCUUCUGGAUGCGGGGCGCACCAACAGGGAUGCUGGGGACAAGGCGCCGGUUUACACCAAAUUCUUCCAGGCUCCCGCACUUUGCGUGUAUAACGAUGCAGUAUUCACGGAACAGGACUGGGAGGGCAUUACGAUGAUAUACAGCAGCAUAAAAGAGGAGGACAAAUCUAAAGUCGGUAGAUUCGGGCUCGGAUUCAAGUCUGUGUUUCACAUUACAGACUACCCUUGUAUCAUCAGCGGAGACAAAAUGUUGUUGAUUGAUCCGCAACAACCGACUGACAGAGUGAAUGCCUUCUUUGAAAUACCUUUGAUGCACGAUCCCUGGGAGGGACUUGACAUGAACGAUUUUUACAAUGGCCUUGGUGGAUAUUUUGGCGUAGAUCAGCGUAUGAUUAGUGAUGGACAUUUCAACGGAACGUUGUUCUGGUUUCCUUUAAGGGAAAGAGCGUCCCCUUUGUCUGACACAUUGUACGACGAACGCAAGAUUCUUGAUCUUUUGGAUGGCUUGAAGUCUGAGGCACCUAGCAUCCUCAUUUUCUUAAGAAACCUGGAAUCGCUGACAGUUUUUACAGCGAAAGAAUGUUAUCAACGUACAUCAACAUUCGGUACGCAUGAACACAACAGAAAACGGCCUAGUUUUCAUGUACGCAUCAAAGAUGCUGAGCACCAGGUUCGACAUGCAAGGGAAGAGUUUAUUGCCAAAAUGGACACAAACAGUAGUGAUGUCACAAGUAUGACAGAUUACUGCAUAGAAGUUACAACAGAUGGACAGGUUACAGAUUACUAUUGGGCUGUGUUAAACUACUUUGUUGGCACUUCUGCCUCUGGACAAUUUCUAACACUAAUCAAUGACAAAGACAUAAGCAUGAGUCCUUGUGUUUCCAUUGCUGUUUCUUUAGAUCAGUCUCGUCAACAGUUUGAGGGACAUAUAUAUUGCUUCAUGCCUUUACCGAAAGAAGGAUCAAAGCUUACCGGUUUACCUUUUCAUGUGAACGGAUUCUUUGCGCUAAGCCAAAACAGACACCAUCUAAAAUGGGUUACAGAUGAACAGAAGAUGCAGAAAAUAUAUGACAAAAAUGUUUUAUGGAAUCAAUAUAUGGUGACUGAGGCAUUGCCAAAGACAUUCAAAGCAAUAUAUCUCUAUCUGGUACAUCGCGCCCAGCGAAAUGGAAACCCAAAUGAGGAUAUAAUGAAUAUCAAUAGACUCAUUCCUGAUUUUCCAAAUGUCUUGGACAAGUGGAGACAAUUCAUGUUCAAUGCUUUAAGCUUGGUCAAGUCUGAGAAGAUCUUCUUCUGCAGACAUUUAAACGCUUGGAUUCCAUUGCAGCAGAGUAUAUUUGCCUCGUUUGAUAAUUUACCAAGACAUCUUGACCACGUUCGUUCUUCGGUGAAGAAAUGUUUACAAUACAUGGGCCAAUAUCUUGUUGAAGUGCCAGAUGAAACUGUUGCUACAUUCAAACAAUUAUUUCCUGGACAAGUAACGGACGUGACACCUUUACUGUUGGCUAGAUACAUGAAACAAAAUAUGAAGUACAUGGAUUUGGACGACAAGGCGAAACUGAAUAUUCUCGAAUACCUUGUCUCCGAUGCUGAUAACACAAAGCUUGAAAAUUUACACCUGAUACUGCUUGCGUCGCGUGAUUGGGCUGCGUUUCACCAACGGGGAGAGCCGAUCUACAUUUGCGAUGAGAAGAUCAUAUCCCUGUUUCCGUUGCUGACAAACAGGUUUCUUGCUCCAGAUGCAAGGGAGACCGUUUACAAAUCAGGGUUGUUUCAACUCACGGAAAUCACAGAGACUGCAAUUAAAACAUUACUUCAAGAAACGAUGUCGAGAUACCUUGAUUGUACCGAUACAGUUAGCGACAGUUCACCGAUAAAUGUCCAGUGGCUAGAAAACGUUUGGAGAGUCAUUGGAAGAAACAUUGAAAACUUCGCUUCCUUGUCGCUGGUGCCAUAUCUGCAAAGUGGAAGCUUUCUCAACAAGUACAGAGUCAAGUUGAUUCCUUUAAGCACCCCAUGCUUGGUCCUUGGUGCAUGCCGUGGCGCUACGAUUUCAAAAGAGCUUGUUCGUCCUUUGGAGCUUCUUGGCAUUACCGUUUUACCAGAUGUGCCAUCUUUUGUGCAUCAAUAUGCGGGACAUUUUUUAAUCCACCGUACUUAG
Molecule: messenger RNA, 2453 nt
Organism: Mya arenaria
Lineage: Eukaryota; Metazoa; Mollusca; Bivalvia; Myida; Myidae
Product: sacsin-like
Exons: 7
Coding region: 114-2453 (779 amino acids)
Molecular function (GO): Hsp70 protein binding
Source: RefSeq, a predicted model, not a curated record